GUGUUGGAUAAUUCUAGAAGAGCGUCGGUGAGACUUCAGUGCGAGCGCUACUGACAGCACAGGGCCUGAGAUUGACCCGCCAGAGUUCAUUUCUUUGACAUUCAGCUGCUUUACAAAAAGCUCUUCUCAGCGUUCAUCUGAAUUUAGCCAUCAAAUAAGUCAAAGAUGUUGUCUGCGGCGAGAACAGCGGUGAGGAGUGUGUCGUGCUCUCAGAAAUCCUGCAGCAGUGUGUCUGAUCUCAUCAAGAAGGCUUGUUGGAAUGGAUUGACACAACAGACUCUUCAGACCACAGCCAGACGUCAUUAUGCGUCGGAGGCGAUCAGAGGCGCCGUCAUUGGCAUUGACCUGGGAACCACCAACUCCUGCGUGGCUGUGAUGGAGGGAAAACAAGCAAAGGUCCUGGAGAAUGCAGAGGGAGCAAGGACGACUCCGUCAGUGGUGGCCUUCACGGCUGAUGGAGAGAGACUCGUGGGAAUGCCGGCCAAACGCCAGGCUGUCACCAACCCCAACAACACUCUCUACGCUACUAAACGUCUGAUUGGACGCCGCUACGACGACCCUGAAGUUCAAAAAGAUUUGAAAAAUGUGCCCUAUAAGAUCGUGCGUGCCUCUAAUGGAGACGCCUGGCUGGAAGCCCACGGUAAACUGUACUCGCCCAGUCAGGCCGGAGCCUUUGUCCUCAUGAAGAUGAAGGAAACCGCAGAGAGCUACCUGGGUCAUACGGUGAAGAACGCUGUUAUUACAGUACCUGCUUACUUCAAUGACUCUCAGAGACAGGCGACGAAGGAUGCUGGACAGAUUGCAGGUUUAAAUGUGCUGCGUGUUAUUAAUGAGCCGACAGCUGCUGCUUUAGCAUACGGACUGGACAAGACUCAGGACAAAGUAAUUGCUGUCUAUGAUCUCGGUGGUGGGACGUUUGAUAUCUCUGUCCUGGAGAUCCAGAAGGGUGUUUUCGAGGUGAAAUCCACCAAUGGAGACACAUUCUUGGGCGGUGAAGAUUUCGAUCAGCAUCUUCUCAGACAUAUAGUGAAGGAGUUCAAGAGAGAGUCUGGAGUGGAUCUGACCAAAGACAACAUGGCACUGCAGAGGGUGAGAGAGGCUGCUGAGAAGGCCAAGUGUGAGCUGUCGUCCUCUCUGCAGACGGACAUCAACCUGCCGUACCUGACGAUGGACGCCUCUGGUCCCAAACACUUGAACAUGAAGCUCACCCGUGCUCAGUUUGAGGGCAUAGUUGCGGAUCUGAUCCGCAGGACCGUGGCGCCCUGUCAGAAGGCCAUGCAGGACGCAGAGGUCUCCAAGAGUGACAUUGGAGAAGUGCUGCUGGUCGGAGGAAUGACCCGAAUGCCGAAGGUCCAGCAGACGGUUCAGGAUCUGUUCGGUCGAGCUCCCAGUAAGUCCGUGAACCCAGAUGAAGCCGUGGCCAUCGGAGCGGCCAUCCAGGGAGGAGUUCUGGCUGGAGACGUGACCGACGUGCUGCUGCUGGACGUCACUCCUCUGUCUCUGGGCAUUGAGACUCUGGGAGGAGUCUUCACCAAACUCAUCAACAGAAACACGACCAUUCCUACCAAGAAGAGCCAGGUUUUCUCUACCGCCGCUGAUGGACAGACUCAAGUAGAGAUCAAGGUUUGUCAGGGAGAGCGAGAGAUGGCUGCAGACAACAAGCUUCUGGGACAGUUCACCCUGGUGGGCAUCCCUCCGGCUCCUCGUGGUGUUCCUCAGAUUGAAGUCACCUUUGAUAUCGACGCUAACGGGAUCGUUCACGUCUCUGCUAAAGACAAGGGCACCGGCCGAGAACAGCAGAUUGUCAUCCAGUCAUCUGGUGGCCUCAGCAAAGACGACAUCGAAAACAUGAUCAAGAACGCUGAGAAGUACGCAGAGGAGGACAGGAGACGGAAGGAUCGUGUGGAAGCCGUCAACAUGGCCGAGGGCAUCGUUCACGACACAGAGUCAAAGAUGGAGGAGUUUAAGGAUCAGCUGCCCGCCGACGAGUGCAACAAACUGAAGGAGGAGAUCGCUAAAGUACAAGAUCUGCUCUCACGGAAAGACACGGAGACGGGAGAAAACAUCAAACAAGCAGCCACAAACCUGCAGCAGGCCUCGCUCAAACUCUUUGAGAUGGCAUACAAGAAGAUGGCGUCAGAGAGAGAAGGCAGCAGCGGCUCCAGCUCCGGCUCCGGAGGAGAAACGGGAGAGAAGAAGGAGGGCCAGCAGUAAAGCCUGAGCACUUGAGUUUGUUUGGACUGAAUGGUUGGGGAGCAUCAGCGUGUUUCCCUGAGCAGCAUACACACCUUAUUCUCACACAUACUGUGUUUCUGGCAGAAAAUUCUACGAAACGAUAUUGUCAUGGCUCCUCGUCCACCUCCCGUAAUGUCUAGAAGUUCUAAUUCAGUUAUUGUGUCUGCUGAAAGUCAUCUGCAUCGGUCUUGAAGCGAAAUGUGCAAUGCAGUCUUUGAUUUGCCAUCUGAGGUUUAAGGUGAGCGCGUGUGUGAUCAUAGACAUGACUCUAGCCAUUCAGACAUGCAUUCCUGCCUGCGGGCGCUGUGUGAUGUGAUGUUUGUCAAGAUAUCUUCAUUAAGUGUGUAAUUUAACUUUUGAUUUGGAUUUGAGAAUGAAUGAGGCUGAAUGUGUGGCUGAACGGCUUCAGGAUGUCUAUAUCUGCAGUGAGUGUUUAUAAAAUCAGGACUUCAUUGUUUCAAGACACUGUGGUUUAAUAUUUAAAUGGCAUAAUUUCAGUUCUGCUCAUUUGUAAGCUUGUGUACUUGUUUGAGCUGAGAGGAUGAAAAUACGAAUGAUAAACUCUGUAGAACAGCUGAUGUGGAAUUGAUAGUCUGAUUGUCAUUUUUGCUGAUCAUACCAGCAUUGUGAAUCAGAGAGCGCACGUCUACAACAGUACAACUGAAUGUCCUUUCAGAACAUGCAUCUCCAGGACAGAGAGAUGUUGAAGCAGACGGGAGGAGUGAAUGGAUGUGCAUUUGGGAGACAUUUGAAUUACACAGUAAAGGGUAGUUGAGGUGAAUUCAUCUGAUCUACCUUUGCUAAUGAUUUCAGCUUGUUUUAUUUAAAUCGGCGAUUGUGUUGUGUGUGCUGUUAUGGGCGAUUGUGAAAGCAAAUCUCUUGUCUCUGUCUCAUCUGAAGGUUUAUGUUCUUUCUGUCUGUGUGUUUGUCUCAUAACAGCACAAUACAACACCGAGCCGUCUCCUCUCUGCUUUUCUACAUAUGACUUUCUGGUUCAUUAAAGAAGAAUCUCCUGUAACGACAAUAGCUCUGUACAAAAGCUGAUGUCUGUUGAAAAUGUUAAAUGUUCAUUAUGGAAUUAAAUGAUUUAAUAGGUUUAAAGAAAGUAAUAUUCCAAUGCCGUCUUUUAUAAUAAAAUUGUGUUUGAACUCGUA
Molecule: messenger RNA, 3389 nt
Organism: Labeo rohita (rohu)
Lineage: Eukaryota; Metazoa; Chordata; Actinopteri; Cypriniformes; Cyprinidae
Gene: hspa9
Product: heat shock protein 9
Exons: 17
Coding region: 166-2214 (682 amino acids)
Biological process (GO): cellular response to unfolded protein; protein refolding
Cellular component (GO): mitochondrion; cytoplasm
Molecular function (GO): heat shock protein binding; ATP binding; ATP hydrolysis activity
Source: RefSeq, a predicted model, not a curated record